Messenger RNA from Triticum urartu, 1270 nucleotides. The record is from RefSeq and is a predicted model, not a curated record. NCBI's taxonomy places the organism in Eukaryota, Viridiplantae, Streptophyta, Magnoliopsida, Poales, Poaceae.
AUGGAGGAAAGGUCCUGGCGGAGGCUAGUGGGGAGAGAGGGCGUGGUGGCCAGCGAGUUGGUGGAGGCGGAUGGCAGCUGCGACAGGCGACGGUGGGUGGCGCGCUGUGGCCGGGGGUGGGCGGCGGCGGGUGGCGCGCUGGGGCCGGGGGUGGGCGGUGGCGGGAGGCGUGCUGGGGCCGGCGGUGGGCGGCGGCGGGUGGCGCGCUGGGGCCAGCGGUGGGCAGCGGGUGGCGUCGACAGCGGGAGAUUGGGGCAAAGAGUUGUGCGAGAGGUGGGGAAUAACUAUUCGGAUCACAGCUGCCCCUAUAAGGGCCCGAUUACAUGUUCCCGACAUUUCAGAAAACGCACACCUGAGAAAACGACCCGUUCCCGCACCUCCCGCAGCUCGCUCUCCCCUGAUUCCUCCUCUUGCUCUCCCCCGAUUCGUCCUGCGACGAGGUCACCGCCCCGCCCUGGAUCUCCCCCCACCCCCUCGCUCUCCCCCGCCCUGGAUCGCGCCUCCCCGCUGUGCCCCGCCCCAAAGAGGCGCGCCGCCAUCGACCCCCGGAUUAGGCCGCCGCGCCCCGCCCCAGGUACCCGUCAUAGCCACCAUGGACAGCAGCCAUGCGGCAGGAGCUCGCCAUCGAAGUCCCCCGAGCACCGUCCGCCCCGAAUCUGGCCGGGAACCGGGCGAGGCCGAGCCCUCGCGCCCAGAUCCACGCGUGGCUCAGUGCCACAACCACCAUCACCGGAGAUCCGACAGAGAUCAGCAACCCCACGACCUCUACCUCCCAACCCCCGCAUACCCACCGCCCCAGCUAGUGCGUCGCCCUGUGCACUCCACCGCCGGCAGCAAGAGCUUGGACGCCACCACCACGCAGACUCCUCCCGGUGGGGCACAACCACCGCAGCAAUCUGGAGGUUCACCGCGGCUACCUCGAGCGGUUCAACUGACGCGCCCCCGCUUCUGGAACCACCUGCCAGGACGACCACCACCCCUCCCUCCUCCUGUUGCAGCGGCGUAUCACAUAGGGAAGUUCGACCCGGACAACCGCUUCAGUUUGAUGUCACUGCAUAGUGCAGCUUUUUAUGCUCUUUUCUUGUUUUGACAAAAAUGUUGUUUUUGUAGAUUUGUGCACAUAAAGUUCAAAAAAAUAAUGGAGAUAAGCAUCAAGUAUGUGUGUGUGUGUGGUGGUGAGGUUGAGGUUCAAAAAACGUGUGUGGUGAUGGUGAGGUUCAGAAGAACAUGUGUGUGGUGGAGAAAUUCACUAGCUUUUUUCAUCGGGACA